UCGCCGGUCGGUGAUUUCGAUUCUGGUCAUCUGUGCAUUACUGACACUGACACGGUGCCGCAAUCAGAAAAAGCGACAGAUACACCCCAAUGUGUACCUACCCCGUUGCAAAUUCGACGAGGGCCUGAUCAAAAACGAUGCCAGGCUCUACGAAAAGAUACAGGACUCGCGUUUCUGUUUCACCGGGAAAGUGACCAACGACAUAGUCGUCACAAACAAAACGGUGCGUUUUAGUGUUGUUGUUAGGAGGUUUUUUAAACAGCCGGACGGCUUCAGGAAGGAUACGGUGACUGUGUCGAGGUAUUUGCACAAAGAUGAAGGCGUUAAGUGCAGGCAGAUUAUACGGCCCAAAUUUACCGCCAUAUUUAUCGGGGACAAGCCGGAAAAUAGUGAGAAUGUGGAUAUCGAACUCAACAUUGUGCCAUUGCCAGUUACACUCACCAACCUGGAUAGAGUCAGUUAUGCCUCUAAAGACGUUGAAGUCCCGAGCCCAACAUCCGAAGAUGCACAAAAACCGUCGUUCACGAUGAAAACUUACUCAGAGACUGAGAUCACUAAAAACACGAAUAAUUCCAAAGACGGGACAGCAAAUCUAAUGCAUAAACCUAGACAACACCCUAUUGAAGGUACAGAAAACCAUUUGGGAAUGGUACACAUUAAGGGUCUGCCAAACUAUCCUGAGCCCUGCGAGAAGACUUACUGCGCUUGGGGUGCCCACUGCAUCAACGGUCCGGACGGACGAGCAUUGUGCCAAUGUCCCACGUACUGCAAACAGAAGGUGGAGCUGGUGUGUGGUACGGACGGGAAGACUUACGCGAAUCAUUGUCAGCUACGCGUCGCCUCCUGCAAGGCGAGGCUCAACACCAGAGUCCGGCAUGUCGGCGAAUGCGAACAAAACGACCCGUGCCGAGAAAAGCAAUGCGGUUUCGGGGCACGUUGCGUAGUUUCGUCCGACGGCCGUAACGCAAGUUGCGUGUGUCCGGACAAGUGUCCGAGCUACGGGGAUCACACCACUUCGAGGCCGGUCUGCGGCUCCGACGGCGUCGACUACAAGAACCAGUGCGAGCUGCAGAAGGCGGCGUGCACCGCCAACACAAACAUCACCAUCAAAUUUCAGGGGAAAUGCGAUCCUUGUGCCGGUGUAGAAUGUUCAGAGCCGGAAGUGUGUCAACUAGAUGAACAUAGAAACCCUGUGUGCAGAUGCGGCGAUAGUUGUCCCUUGGAGUUUACGCCGGUCUGCGGAUCGGAUGGAAAAACGUAUUCGAAUGAGUGUACUUUACGACAAGAGGCUUGUCGGGCCAGGAAGACUCUUAAUAUUAUUUACAGGGGGAAAUGCAGCUCAGGAAUAAACCCGUGCACGAGCGUCCGCUGCACGUUGGGCGAGGAAUGUGCCAUAAACAAAUUCGGCAUCGCCCAUUGUCAGUGCCCGCCCGGCUGCGAGCCGGUCAUGAGACCGGUGUGCUCGAAGGACGGACGCACGUACCCGUCGGAGUGCGAGGUGAAAAGGGCCGCGUGCAUGGCCCGCACCACGAUCGAGAUCGCCUACAGCGGCGUGUGUGGCGAGAAAGGUCCUUGCAGCGAUCACGAAUGUCAAUACGGCGCUAGCUGUGUGGAACGUUCAGGUAAAGCGCUCUGCGAAUGUCCCGUGUGUCCGUCCGAGUUUCGACCGGUAUGCGGAUCGGACGGGAUCAGCUACGGGAACGAGUGCAAGCUGAGACUGGAGGCCUGCAAACACCGUAGGGACAUUGCCGUCCUCUACGACGGACCUUGUAAUGGCUGCGAAAAUAAAAAAUGCGACUUUUAUUCGGUCUGCGAAAGCGACGGGGUAUCGGAGGGCAAAUGUGUUUGUCCCCAAUCGUGCAACGACGCAAAGCUAAACAACGGGUCUGUAUGUGGUACAGAUGGUGUAACUUACGCAAAUGAAUGCGAACUUCAUAUGGCCUCUUGCAAAAUGAAACAAUAUAUCCUUGUAGCGUACAAAGGAAAUUGCGAUUUAUGUCAAGGCGUGGAAUGUAAAUAUGGGGCCCGAUGCGAGGCGGGCGAUUGUGUGUGUCCUACAAAUUGCGAAGGAUCGGGUGAUGAACCAGUCUGUGCAUCAAAUAUGGUCACAUUUAAAAACGAGUGCGAAUUACAGAAGGCCAUGUGUUUACUUCCUGCUAACUCGAGGCCUUUGAACGUUGUUUUUUACGGCGAUUGCCGGGAACGUUUUCCAGUGGCAGGAUCUGUCAGCACAUCAUCGCCAACAUUUACCGUGCAAACCAUUGCCCCGAGCGGAACCGAUUUCGAUACCCUGGGCCCGGAGAACACAGUUCCGGACAACGUGAACUCGGAACGGGAGGCAUGUAGGGACAUUCGUUGCGAUUUCGAGGCCACUUGCGAGUUGGGCCCUGAUAAUUUUCCUCGGUGCACUUGUCAAUUUGAUUGCGCUGCCGCAUCGGUUACUUCGAACUCGAAGCCCGUUUGUGCAUCAGACUUGAGGAUAUAUCCGUCUGUGUGUGCCAUGAAGAUGGAGGCAUGUCAAAGGCAAGAGGAAUUGCGAUUGAGACCGCUAGAACUUUGCCAAGGCAUGGAGGUGAAACCUUGCAAAGGUGAAAAACCCCUAACAGACCCGACAACAGGCAAAGAACUGGACUGUGGCAACGGACCUUUCAGACAGGACUGCCCGUCCGGCAGCUACUGCCACCAGACCAACAAGUUCUCGCGUUGCUGCAAGAAAGAUCACAACUUCAUCGAGCAAAAGAGCUGCGAGGACAGCUGGUACGGCUGUUGCCCCGACGGCAAGAACGUGGCGCAGGGUCCCAACCACGCCGGUUGCCCCUCGUUGUGCGGCUGCAACAAGCUGGGGUCGUACUCGGAGGUUUGCGAUCCGGAAACGCAACAGUGCAGGUGCAGGCCGGGCGUCGGCGGCGCCAAGUGCGAUAGGUGCGAACCCGGAUUCUGGGGACUGCCCAAAAUCUCGUCCGGCUACAGGGGAUGCAUACCUUGUGGCUGUUCGUCUUUCGGUUCAGUAAGGGAUGAUUGCGAACAAAUGACUGGAAGAUGUGUUUGCAAGCCGGGAGUGCAAGGACAAAAAUGCACGGUUUGCACAAGCCACAAUAAAGUAUUGGGUCCCAACGGAUGUGUCUCAGCGGAUCUAACCACUACGCCCCCUACGACGUGUAAAGAAUUGACUUGUUAUUUCGGAGCUGCAUGCGUCGAAAGGAACGGCUUCGCCAUUUGCGAGUGCCACACAAAAUGCCCCGAAGACACCGAUUCACAAGUGGUUUGCGGAAGUGACGGGCAGUCGUAUUCGUCGUCUUGUGAGCUGCGACAGGUCGCAUGCAAGUUGCAAAAAGACAUUGUCGUACAAGCGUUCGGCACUUGUAAAGAAGACAUGUUUCCGAGUACCGAUUGGCCAAUACGGCGUUACACCCCCCUGCAAUUCACUCAGCCAGAUGAAUCGAACUCUCCUCUCUCGAAAUCAACAAGGCACUUGCUUGUACCAGAUCCUAGAUAUUACUACGAGAGAAGUGGCUCGAUCAUACGACCUAUACAUGGUGUCUCAUAUCCUGCUGAAUCGGAUAACAAAGCCAUUUCUGAUAUAAAUGUUUCCGAUGCUGGCCCAAAUGUCAUAUACAACACCCGUGGUAAUUUCGCUUCGGCGUAUCGUCCAACCCCAGCGACAGUUAGAGUAGUAACAGCCCUUUUAGGAGAUUUAUGUUCUGAUAAUACAGACUGUGUUAUAUUGAACAGUCACUGUGUUAAAGGGGCAUGUACAUGUCUUCCUGAUCAUUCAGAAUCAUCCGAUAGACAAGAAUGCAUAGCAAACCCCUUAACUGUGGACGAGUAUCGAGCAUGUGUAUCAUCCCCAUGUCACCACUUUAGUACAUGCAUUGACCUGCCCGGUGCAACUUUUACAUGUGUUUGUAAUGUAAAUUACACCGGAACAUUGUGCGAGUCGGAAAUUAUCAGAAAACAAUACGAAGUCCCCGCAUUUCAUGGCAGGUCUUACGCGAGACUAAAACCCCUGAAAGCCUAUCACAAACUGAGUAUAGAAGUUGAAUUUAAAUCGCACACUUACGACGGAAUAAUAUUGUAUAAUCAACAAAAAUUUGAUGGUCUCGGAGACUUUAUAUCUCUGGCUUUAAUAAAUGGGUUUGUUGAAUUUAAAUAUAACUUGGGGAAUGGACCGGUUGUCAUAAGAUCUUUAGAUAAAAUACAACUUGGUAAUUUUCACCGAGUUAUUUUAAAGCGAUAUCAUAAAGACGGAGUUCUGAAACUAGACGACGGGGAAGAAGUAGCAGGACAAGCCAUUGGCUCCUUAAAAGCCCUCGACUUAUUAGAGGACACAUACAUUGGAUACAUUCCGACCAAUCAUACUCGGGUAUACGACAACAUCGGUACGAACAAGGGCUUCAAGGGUUGCAUAAAAAAAUUGAAAAUAGGCCGACAAGAAAUCGAACUGCAUAUGAGCAGACACGAUUGGGUGUUAAAAACAAAAGGAAUCCACGAUUGUAACGAACACGCCUGUAGCAUAUCGCCGUGCCUGAAUAAUGGAAAAUGUCUGGCGGUUGAUGAGUUAUAUCGUUGCGAGUGCAACGCACAUUACAACGGCGAGUUUUGCGAAAAACCCAACGACCCCUGUUCAUCCAGUCCGUGUCAAUUCGGCGCCACUUGCCGCGUCGUCAAUCAGGAUUCGUAUUACUGCGAUUGUCCGUUGACGAGAUCCGGGGACCGUUGCGAGAUAGGCGAAUCAGGGGAUAAGGACAUAAAAAUACUUACUCCUGAAUUCAACGGAUCCAGUUUUAUUCAGUUUCCACGAUUGGAAGGUAUUAAGAAGACAUUUUCAAUUGAAAUUUUCUUCAUGCCUAAAGCAGCUAAUGGCCUAAUUCUGUACAACGGUCAACUGAAAAACGGACGGGGCGAUUUCAUUUCGUUGAAUUUAGCUCGUGGCCACCUACAAUUUAGAUUCAACCUUGGCAGCGGCAUUGCAAAUUUAACGAGCAAAGAACAAGUUACUAUUGGAAAAUGGCACUGGGCUCGUAUAUCUCGAGACGGGAGGGAAGGAAUUUUACAAUUGGAUAAUUCUAGCAUAGUUCGCGGUUAUUCCGGUAAACCGCUAACAGAACUUAAUCUUGAUUCGCCAUUCUACAUCGGAUCAUUAGCCUCUUGGAAUCAGCUGCACCGACUUUCCGGAGCGUCGAAAGGUUUCAGGGGUGCCGUACAGAAGGUUUUGAUCAACGGAAUUCAGAUGCCCAUUUCUAGCACGUUUAAUCAUUGUUCAACGAAAAAAUCAAACGGUAGUUGUAGCCAUAAUGUGGGGGUGUAUGAUGGUUUGCCGUGUCCCGUCUCCAAGAAUCCCUGCAUGAACAACGGAAUUUGUGUGCCGGAACUCAGCGAUUUCAGGUGUAAAUGUCUGUCGAAUUUCAAGGGAAAAUACUGUGAAUUACAGCAAGAAGAUACUGUCGCCAUCAAAUUCACUGGAUCUACUUAUCUGCAGUAUAAAAAUCGAGGAUACAGGAGCGUCAAUAGCACUGAUGAUGAUUAUACUAACACUGAAGAUGACGUCGACGCUUUAGACGAAGAGGAAAUUACUAACAAUGAAACUUACGAUACUGACUCAGAAAUCGACGAUUUUGACGACAUAGAAAACGACAUCGAUUCGAAGCGUCCAGAAAGGGGCAACAGGUACGAAGUCAAGGUGAAGACGUUCGCAUCAAACGGUCUGAUCCUGUGGAGGGCCAAGAACCGCAACGUUUUGGAGGACUACUUCUCAAUAUCCAUUGUUGAUGGUUUCCCGGAGUUGAGCUACAAUCUCGGAAAGCAGGACAAGUUUUGGUUCAUAAGGUCCAAGACUAGAAUUGAUGAUGGACAGUGGCACACGGUCCAAGUCAGGAGGCGGAAAAGGGUUGGAUUCAUUUCAGUCGACGGUGGACCUCCGACAAAAGGAAUCGCCAAGAUCGGUGCAAUUUCGCUUAGAACCAACUCCAAAUUGUGGAUAGGUGGAACUUCAUCCUUGCCAACAGGGUUACCAUCCUCAUAUUACAAAGGCUUUGAGGGUUGCAUUCAAUAUGUAUUAGUUAAUAGGAAUCCUUUAGACAUGUUAGCAAACAAUGACUUGAACAAAAUUCAAUUUUGCCAUGAUAAUGAAAUAUAAUAUUAAUUAUAUGUACUUCAUUGCAUAUUGAUAUACAAUAUGAUAAACCUGUGAGACUGAAUCAUACUCCUAACUUUUCCAUUUAAAUAGCUUAGAUUCUAUAUACAGGCUUAAUGUUUUUGUUGGAACACUAUUUGUGUAAUCGGUAAAUGUUUAGGAAAAAUAAUUAAUUAAUGUAAAAUGGUGUUCCAAUGAACAGGAGAUUAUGUGUAUAUUAUUGUAUAUAGAUGACUAUUUUAUGUGAGAAAGUUGUUGCGUUCAAAAAUUGGGAGUAAGGAAAUGAAAACAAUAAUAGAAGUAUUAAGUAUUCUUACAAAUAUUCUGUAUAUCUAGUCUUAUAUUAAUUUUUUUACCGGACUAUAGGUUUCGUUUACCAGACUAUAUACACAUACUAACCAUAUUCUUUAUAUUGAUAUAACUAACCAUCAGUUUAGCCGGAUUUGUUUUCUACUUAAAAGACUAUUUCUGACAAUACUUUUUGUACCAAUCAAAUUUUACCUUAUAUCAAUAAAACGAGUAACUUUGUCGGUGCCAUAUUUCAAAAUUACGUCUAAUUUCGUCUAAUCAACGUUUAUUUAUUCCCCCUAGUUUAAUGUUUAGAUUAGUUGUAGUACAAAUGACAUGAAUUGUUUUUGUUUUAUAUUUCUAGAAUAUUUUGUAAGAUAUUCACGUCGAGUAGCCAAACUGUCGUUUGUAUAUUUCUAAAUGUAGAUAGAAAAUGACGUGUGUUCAUCCUUCCAUUAAAAAAAAAUUAUGAAGCAAUCAUAUUAUAAAAAAAUGGCCAUAAUAAAUGUUUGUUCCACAAAUCCUAUCUAUAUAAAUGGAUGCUAAUCUGUUCUACUGUAAUUUAAAAACAUAUCGAUGAAUUACAUUUCAUUGACAAAUAUAUCAGAUAUAUAUAUCAUGAAGUUAAAAGAUUGUUCAUAAGCUUUAAUGUUAUGUAAAUAGCUUAAAUAGAAUUAUUUUAGGUCAUGUUAAUUUUUAGAUAUAUAAAUAGAUCAAAUAGAUAAAUUAACAAUAUUUGUAAUUUCCCCUUAAGUAUUAUUUUAUCUUAUAGAUUUCUGUAAUAUAAUGCUG
Messenger RNA from Aethina tumida (small hive beetle), 7213 nucleotides. Its product is annotated as agrin-like. The record is from RefSeq and is a predicted model, not a curated record. The transcript has 32 exons. Gene Ontology annotation, biological process: multicellular organism development; cell differentiation. Bases 527 to 6136 code for a protein of 1869 amino acids. NCBI's taxonomy places the organism in Eukaryota, Metazoa, Arthropoda, Insecta, Coleoptera, Nitidulidae. Gene Ontology annotation, molecular function: calcium ion binding; protein binding.